Molecule: messenger RNA, 2071 nt
Organism: Beta vulgaris subsp. vulgaris (sugar beet)
Lineage: Eukaryota; Viridiplantae; Streptophyta; Magnoliopsida; Caryophyllales; Amaranthaceae
Product: protein NRT1/ PTR FAMILY 6.2
Exons: 6
Coding region: 153-1922 (589 amino acids)
Biological process (GO): transmembrane transport; oligopeptide transport
Cellular component (GO): membrane
Molecular function (GO): transmembrane transporter activity
Source: RefSeq, a predicted model, not a curated record
AAAACUUUGCCUAUAUAAGGCAACCUUCACAGGCUAUCUUUAUUGUGAGUCUAAGCAUAUUUAAACAAUCAUCUAAUCUUCUUCCUUAACAAAGAUUAGCUCCAUUUUAGCCUUCAACGCCAUUUUUGCUGCUGCCUCAAAUAAUCCUCCAAAUGGAAGGAAAGAUGAGUUGGGCUGUUGCUGAUGCCUUUGAUUAUAAGGGUGACCCUGCAGACCGCUCGAAAACCGGUGGCUGGGUACCUGCUGCUCUUAUUCUAGGCAUUGAAAUGUGUGAAAGGCUCUCCACAAUGGGAAUAGCAGUGAACCUGGUGACGUACCUCGUUAACACAAUGCAUUUACCAAGUUCAACCUCAGCAAAUGUAGUCACCGAUUUUAUGGGCACUUCCUUCCUCCUUUGCUUGCUCGGAGGCUUUUUGGCUGAUUCUUUCCUAGGUAGAUUCAAGACUGUUGCAAUUUUUGCAGUAGUCCAAGCAUUGGGGACAGCAAUGCUAGCAAUCUCAACAAAAAUUCCUGAGCUUAGACCACCACCUUGUGACUCAAGCAAGAAUGAACCAUGCCAAAGAGCAACAGAAUUUCAAAUGGGAAUACUAUACUUAGCCUUAUACUUGAUAGCCCUAGGAACAGGUGGUCUAAAAUCAAGUGUUUCAGGGUUAGGAAGUGAUCAAUUUGAUGACAAAGAUGAGAAAGAGAAGGCUCAAAUGACAGCCUUUUUUAGCAGGUUCUUCUUCUUUAUAAGCUUAGGGACUUUAAUGGCGGUUACCGUGCUCGUAUGGGUGCAAGAUGAGGUAGGAAGAAGUUGGGCAUAUGGUAUUUGCUCUGCUUCAAUGGGGAUUGCCAUAAUUAUACUUUUAGCUGGGAUGAGAACUUAUAGGUAUAAGAAGAGUAUGGGAAGCCCUAUUGUUCAUAUAUUUCAAGUUAUUUCAGCUGCUGUCAAAAAAACUAAGGCACAAUUGCCUUAUGAUGUUAAUUUCUUGUAUGAGGAUUCCCCUGAAGGCCUAAGGGUUCCACACACUCACCAAUUUGGGUGCUUGGACAAGGCAGCUGUAGUAGUUGAAGGGGAUUUCAAGGACAGCCAUGGUGCUACGUCCUCGACGCCGAAUCCAUGGAAGUUAUGCUCGGUGACGAAGGUGGAAGAGGUUAAGAUGAUGGCAAGGUUGCUACCUGUGUGGGCAACAACCAUCAUAUUUUGGACAACUUAUGCACAAAUGAUAACAUUUUCAGUGGAGCAAGCUGCUACAAUGGAAAGAUCUCUAGGGAGUUUCCAAAUCCCUGCAGGCUCACUCACUGUCUUCUUUGUGGCUGCCAUUCUCAUUAGCUUGGCUGUCUAUGAUCGUGUCAUCGUGCCUCUUUGGAAGAAAUGGAAGGGAAAACCAGGUUUUAACAGCUUGCAAAGGAUAGCAAUAGGGCUAAUCCUGUCAACACUUGGUAUGGCAGCAGCAGCAAUGGCAGAAAAAAAGAGACUAAAUGUUGCAAUAGCAGUUGGAAGAGACACACAAACACUUCCAAUAAGUGUAUACUUUUUAAUCCCACAAUUCUUCCUAGUUGGUGCAGGAGAAGCUUUCAUAUACACAGGACAACUUGAUUUCUUCAUCACUCAAUCACCUAAAAGCAUGAAAACUAUGAGCACUGGCCUAUUCCUUACCACUCUUUCUCUUGGAUUCUUCCUCAGUAGCUUCUUGGUUUCGCUUAUCAAGAGCGUUACGGCGAAACGAAACACCGAAGGUUGGCUUGCUGAUGAUAUCAACUAUGGAAAACUUGAUUACUUCUAUUGGUUGUUAACUCUUUUGAGUUUGAUCAAUUUUGUGGCAUUCAUGGUUUGUGCAAUUUGGUUUAAGCCACCAAAGAAGAACAAUAAUAGUAUUUCUAUGAAGGUGUCUAAUGGUAAUGGAGCAUCUUAUGGUGGUGCUGAGGAGAAAUGCUAGAAUUGAAAGCAAAAUGUAUGAAGUGUAUGGUGAGAAUUUGGGAGUGUUUUGUUGGAGUUCAAUUUUUGAAAGCAAUGUCUAACUCCAAAUGUUUGAUGUAUAGUUAAUUAAUGAAUGAAUGGUGUAAGCUUGGUUCUUACCUUUCUAAA